This is a messenger RNA of Haemonchus placei, 336 nucleotides long. The record is from the annotation of a GenBank genome assembly. NCBI's taxonomy places the organism in Eukaryota, Metazoa, Nematoda, Chromadorea, Rhabditida, Trichostrongylidae.
AUGGUUGAUUCCCUGGUCACACCCCCGUCAUCUUCGACAGUUGGAAUCAAUCAGAUGAUCGGUACAGCACAAACGAAUGAAAGCAGUGAAUUGUGCUAUCUCGAUCCGAAAGUGAUGCAUGCGAUGACAAGAGACACAUCGAAUGCAGUUCGGGCUCGCCAACCUCCUCCACAGGACGUCAUUCUUUUUGUAAUCGGCGGUGGUAAUUACGUCGAAUACCAAAAUCUAGUAGAUUACGGGAAAUCGAAAAAUUUGCUGCGUGUCACAUACGGUUGUACGGAAUUGGUGAAUCCAAAGCAGUUCACGGAUCAGGUAUGUUCAUAUUUGUUCCUUUGA